CAUAAAAGAGGGUGGGGCUGAUUGAAGGUGUGGCCAAAAUAAUGGUGGAACGGAAUGUCAGAGGUAACAUCUUGGAGGAUCUCUUCAGCUGUGGCUCGAGGAGCAAGAUCAAGAAAGCUAAGAUGCAGAGACUCUCAACUCCCAGCAAAGAUAAAGAUCAUAAUGACACUGACACUGCUAAUAGUUCCCAUUCAUUUAUCAAGUCACAUUCACUUGAGGAGGAGCGGUCACUCUCUUUGGAUGGAGAUGAUGAGGAUCAAGAACUUGACGUCAGUCUUCCUUCGUCCCAACCAGUUUUACGCUCCAUACGCUCUUGCACUCCGGUUGAUUUACCAAUGUCAUCUGAGAUGCCAUGCUGUCUGCUGGAAGAAGAUGAAGAGAAUGAAAUGAUAGCGUCUUCUUUGGCCGCACCUUUUCGAUCACUAGCUGCCACACCCAUCAUAACCAAGCCUACCUUAGCCACACCCACAACUGGCCCUGCCAGUGAUCAAUAUAAAACUGAUAGAUUAUCAAUUAUGACCACCAAUCCAAUUAAAACUAACCUUCAUUUCCACAGGAAGCUACAUUCAAGCAUUAGUAGUGGACACCACAAAAAGACCUUUUUAAAUAAUAGAUCUUUUAAAAUUCCAAUAGUUACUCCAACUCCUGUAUCUGUCAUAUCUUUACGUACAAAACCCUCAUUGAAUCCACCCACUAUACCAGUACUCACUCCAGUAUCCAGUGUACCAAUACCCACUCCAGUAUCCAGUGUUCCAAUACCAAUGCUCACUCCUUUAUCCAGUGUUCCAAUACCCACAGUCACUCCAGUAUCCAGUGUAUCAAUACCAAUGCUCACUCCAAUAUCCAGUAUACCAAUGCUCACUCCAGUAUCCAGUGUUCCAAUACCCAAAGUGGCUCUAGUGUCCACAGUCACUUCAGUAGCCUCUGUAUCGACUGUACCCGUUGUACCUGUGUCCACUGUAAUGCGUGUGUCCACUGAGGCACCUCCAACCAUUAUACCACCAGUUUCAUCCAGUGCUGCUUCCGUAGCUGUCAAAAAUCAAACUGGAGUGACUUCAAUCAGUGACCAUUCCUUGCUCUUAUCUGCUUUGAAUUACUGCUCUAUGACCUCAAGGCAUAAGAGCAACAAUAAAUCAAAAAGGAAAAGAGGCUCGGAGCCUUCCUCCUCCUCCUCUCCCACUCAAGACAAUUUAAUGACUUCACAGACUAGAAGCAUAUUGAGGGAUUUCCUUCAUAAGCAGCAAAGCUCAACUGAGAGCCAAUCAACAACUGGUGGCAAGUUGAAUGGACACUACCUACCCUCUGCUUCUGGAGAAGUACAAGGAAAUACAAGGAAGAGACGGAAGCUAAAAUCACCAAAGCCUCGUCCUCCAUUAACUAGUUAUGGUGCUUUUCUACGUGAGAGUCAAUCAGACUUCACUGGCUCAUCUCAAGACGUAGCUAAGAAACUCGGUCUUGUAUGGGGCUCUAUGAAUGAAUCAAUGAAAGAAGUAAGACAGGGUCUAAAACCUGUUUGUAUAAAUGACCUCCAGGAGUACAAUGUGAAGUCCCAGGUGGAUCAGUAUCGAUACACAAGGGAACUAAAAGGUUUCUUAUGGAAAAAAUUUGAAGAUUGUAUGGAGUAUCCAGUUUUCUCAAGAUUAGUAGAUGAUACAAUUGCUAGUACAGGGCAGUACAAUAACUCAGAGCUUUCUUGUAGCCUGUGUCAUAUCUCAUUUUGUAAUUUGUACCGGAAGAAUUCUCAUUUCUGUGGCCGACCGCACAGUAAUGAGCUAGUAAUGAAACUGACUCAAGUGUUAGAAGAAAGCACUAAGGAAAGGACUAAUGAUAGUGAUGGAAGAGAAAAGGAUGAGACUAACUCAUCAGAAUGUCUUGCUAAUGACAGCAGUACUGACAGCAGUAGUGUUCAUGAACCACAGAGUGUUGAUCAUAGCAACUCUGCAAUAGUGAGGAUUGAUUUAACAGGAGAUGGUGAUGAUGAUGAUGACAGUGGUGAUGAGAAAAGUGAUUUAACUGAUAAUGAUGAUGAUGAUGAAGAGUAUUGUAAUGUAGAAGGGUGUACUGCAAUCAGUGAUGAUCUUAAACCUAGUCCAGGCUGCAGGCCAGCUUUAAGAGAUGCUUAUCAAGCCAUUGGCAACAUGGAAGCUAAUGUUCAAUCUCUGGAGCUUGAAAAGUCCAAUCACCUUGAGCUAAUGAACUGCUACAUUCACUUACUUGAACAAGAAAGUGAAAUACAAGAAUGGUCAACUGCAUAUAAUGAAGCAAUAGAAGAAAGUUUAAAGCAGAUACAAACUAAUAAAGAGUCACUGAGGAGAUUGCUAGAACUAGUUGAUCAAUGUAGAGCAAGAGUGAAUGAUUCUUCUUAGGCUCCAAUGAUUAGAGUUGUGUUCUCGAGUGCGUUUCUAUCACUUCUUAUAAGAAUCGCCAUAAUUAUUAAUUGAA
This is a messenger RNA of Amphimedon queenslandica, 2442 nucleotides long. RefSeq names its product serine-rich adhesin for platelets-like. Bases 42 to 2366 code for a protein of 774 amino acids. Gene Ontology annotation, cellular component: nucleus. NCBI's taxonomy places the organism in Eukaryota, Metazoa, Porifera, Demospongiae, Haplosclerida, Niphatidae. Gene Ontology annotation, biological process: regulation of gene expression. The transcript has 8 exons. The record is from RefSeq and is a predicted model, not a curated record.